AUGCGGGAGGCGAGGGUGGAGCCCGAUGCCAUCAACUAUAAUGCUGCACUCAGCGCUUGCGAGACGGGCGAGCAGUGGCGGCGAGCUCUCUCUUUGUUCAGCGAUAUGCGCGAGGCGAAGUUCGAGCUCGACGUCAUCAGCUACAGUGCUGGGAUCAGCGCAUGCGAGAAAAGCGAGCAGUGGCAGCGGGCUCUGUCGCUGCUCAGGGAGAUGCGUGAAGCAUUGGUUGAAGCCGACGUCAUCAGCUACAACGCUGGAAUCAGCGCUUGCGAGAAACGCGGGCAAUGGCAGCGGGCUACGGCGCUGCUAGGCGAGAUGCGCGAGGCCAAGAUGGAGUGCAACAUCAUUAGUUACAACGCUGGGAUCAGCGCGUGCGAGAAGGGCAGGCAGUGGCAGCACGCUCUGUCGCUGCUCGGCGAGGUGCGUGGUGCGAGGUUGGAGCCCAACGUCAUCAGCUGCACCGCGGGGGUCAGCGCGUGCGGGAACAGCGGCCAGUGGCAGCGGGCUCUGUCGCUUCUCGGCGAGGUCGUUACGGCAAGGUUUGAGCUCGACGCCACUUGCUGCAACGCUGGGAUCAGCGCGUGCGAGAAGGGCGAGCAGUGGCAGCAGGCGCUGUCGUUGCUCGGCGAGAUGCGGGAGGUGAAACUUGAGCCCAGCGUCGUCAGUUUUAACGCGGGGAUCAGCGCGUGCGCGAAAUGCAUGGAGUGGCGGCGGGCAUUGGCGCUGCUCAGCGAUAUGCGCGAGGCGAAGUUUGAGCCCGACGUCACCAGCUACAGUGCUAGCAUCAGCGCGUGCGAGAAAGGCGGGCAGUGGCAGCCAGCUCUGUUGCUGCUCAGCCAGAUGCGGGAGACGAAAAUGGAGCCCAACGCCACUUCCUUCACACUGCCCGACACAUUGCGCGCCAGUGCCAGCCGUCUGUGA
Prorocentrum cordatum is the source of this 921-nucleotide messenger RNA. The record is from the annotation of a GenBank genome assembly. NCBI's taxonomy places the organism in Eukaryota, Dinophyceae, Prorocentrales, Prorocentraceae.